AUGGUCAGCACAGGUGGAAUUGCCUGCAAGGAGCCGCGAGCAGAGUCCAGACAAACUCCAGACAAGGGGCUAGGGCUAUUCGCAACAUCCCAGAUACUGCCCAGGGACAACAUCUUCGCAAUUAUCGCCAACUUCGCCACCGUCUUGGAUACUGCGAGGCUGCAUGAUACGUGCUCAAAUUGCUUCGUCACGGUAGGUGACGAGUUAAAUCCUGACUUGUCAUUGAAAGCGUGUGCUGGCUGUCAUGUUGUUAAGUAUUGCGGUAAGAAAUGUCAAAUCGAAAGCUGGGCUGCAUCGCACAAGAAAGAAUGCAAGAUAUAUAAACAGUGUCAGCCAAGGAUUCUGCCAAUGAAUGCAAGGGCUAUUCUUAGAAUAAUUUCUCAGCCGGACAAUAAGGUUUCGAAAGAAAUAUAUGAUACCCAUCAUGCAGUGUUCCGAACGCUUGGACACCACUUUUCCAAGAUGGACGAGAGGGGUGGCGAGCAGGCCCAUAGGAUUACUGUUAGCGCAGAAGCAUUGAAGGCAAUUUCUAACACGGAGGUUGAGUUAUCCACCCUUGUGGUCUAUUUUGCAAAGUUGGAAACCAAUGCUUUUACCUUAACAAACCAAUAUUUUGAUCGAAUCGGAUUGUGCUUGCUUCCAUUUGCGGCAUACAUAAAUCACAGUUGCGAGCCAAACGCGUAUAUUGGAUUCGACGGACAAGUGAUGUAUUUGAAGGCGUUGCAGGAUAUUGCUCCAGAUGAGGAAAUAUUCAUCUCCUAUACCGAUAAUACCGAGCCGCUCAAAACACGCCAAACUGAACUCCAACUACGGUAUUUUUUCGAGUGCAAGUGUCCUAAAUGUCUAAAAGGAACUUCAGCGCGUGAAGACCAGUUUCUCACGCCAGGGGGACCUUCUUGUCCCUCCCAAGAGAGGGAGGCACGUGAACUUCUCGCAAAGAGUAAGACACAGGGCGAAACAGUGAGAACCUCAGUUCAAAGAAUAGAAGAAGCAUUUGGCCUGCUGCACGCUACUAAAUGUUGGCCUAUAACUCGCCAACCCCUCCCGCAACUUCUUGAUGAAUUUAUCGUGAAUCUACUGGAGGCUAAUUGCUACAAAUCCGCGUUCCUGGCCGCUGUUAUCCGGUAUCUCCAUAUCGACCCCGUCUUAUAUCCUAGCCAACUGCACCCUAUCCGCAAGCGGAAUACAUGGGCCCUCGCAAAGCUUCUCCGGUGCAUCAAUCAAUCCCAAGAUCACGAUGCAAGCCCUCCAACUCCGCAUCUUGACCAGCUCCAGCCCGACUUUGCAUGGAUUUGGUACGCUUUGCUCCAUGAACUUGUGGAGACAUACGAUGAUACACAAGGUCUUCAGCUUUUGCUGAACGCAGAGUAUCAGUCGAUUUGCGACGACAUGAUGCACCAUGGGAUCGACUUUAACACAGCCGACGGACGCCGAAAAAACAAGAUGGCAAUUACGAGCGCAUUGCAAAACUUGAGACGAGUGGCGGACGAGGAGCUGCCAAGGUUAAAUAACAAUGGUUGGAAAGUAAUUGGAACUUAUUUAAGUGAUGCAGAAUAAUUAUCUUCUCUAAACAACAAAGAUACCCAUUCUCAAUAACCUAUAUUCCUGUAAUCGUCUCACGUUGAUCUUAAAAUUAAUAGUUAAUUGGGAUUAAAAACACGCUUCGCUAUGCAAAAGAAUCAGCUUAAAGAAAACAGGCUUAAAGAAAACCGCACUAAAAAUAGAGGAAGGGCGAAAAAUCCGGCACAAACAAUUUCUAAAGAAAAGCAAUUAAAAAGGACUUAAGCCAUAG
Molecule: messenger RNA, 1792 nt
Organism: Histoplasma capsulatum G186AR
Lineage: Eukaryota; Fungi; Ascomycota; Eurotiomycetes; Onygenales; Ajellomycetaceae
Product: MYND finger family protein
Exons: 3
Coding region: 1-1557 (518 amino acids)
Cellular component (GO): nucleus
Molecular function (GO): protein binding
Source: RefSeq, a predicted model, not a curated record